Messenger RNA from Culex quinquefasciatus (southern house mosquito), 1741 nucleotides. RefSeq names its product fork head domain-containing protein FD4. Bases 210 to 1247 code for a protein of 345 amino acids. The record is from RefSeq and is a predicted model, not a curated record. Gene Ontology annotation, molecular function: RNA polymerase II cis-regulatory region sequence-specific DNA binding; DNA-binding transcription factor activity, RNA polymerase II-specific. Gene Ontology annotation, biological process: cell differentiation; regulation of transcription by RNA polymerase II; anatomical structure morphogenesis. The transcript has a single exon. NCBI's taxonomy places the organism in Eukaryota, Metazoa, Arthropoda, Insecta, Diptera, Culicidae.
UGGAGAUUUUUUCCAUCAGUCUCAAUCGAGCAAGAGUUUCGAACGCAUCGUGCUCUCUUCGAAGGAAAUAUUCGAUUUAUUGAUUGGUUAUUGAUAGCGUGAGCGUUAGUGAGUGCUAAUUGCUGGUUGUAAUACAAACAGCGGAAGUUGAAAGUGAGCGCACAAAGUGAAAGUUUUUGGGACUUGUGUGCGAACAGUAACAGUGCAUCAUGCCGCGGCCAUCACGUGAAUCGUACGGUGACCAGAAGCCGCCGUACUCGUACAUCUCGCUGACGGCGAUGGCGAUCUGGAGUUCACCGGAGAAGAUGCUGUGUCUGAACGAUAUCUACAAGUACAUUACGGACCGGUUCCCGUACUACCGGAACAAUACCCAGCGCUGGCAGAACUCGCUGAGGCACAACCUCAGCUUCAACGACUGCUUCAUCAAGGUUCCGCGCCGUCCGGACAGGCCUGGAAAGGGUGCCUACUGGACGCUGCACCCGAAGGCCUUCGACAUGUUUCAGAACGGAUCGCUGCUCCGUCGGCGCAAGCGUUUCAAGCUGCACGACAGUGACAAGGAGAGCCUCAACGAGGAGUUCAUCGCGCUGGCCAACAUGAACCGCUUCUUCAUGUCCCAGGGUACGGCACAGUUCCACGACCCGUACGCGUACGCGGCUGGCAUGCCAGAGAACAUCAACCCGAACAUGUUGUACACGCCGAUUUCUCCCCCUCAGUCACCGCCGGAGGCGCUACGAGCCACCAGUCAGUCUCCGGAACAGCCCCAACCUGCCGCUCUGACCGCCGGGUUCCAGCCGGUGAUCGCAUCCAGCACGACUUCAGUUACCAAGCCAAAGCUACCCUUCAACAUCGAGAGCCUACUCGGGGACGACUCGGACAGCAAAGAAGAGUGCUCCUCGUCAGAUUCCGAGGACUAUCCGUCCACGGCUACCGCAGUCGCCCCGAACCCGCAGCACCUGGAGCAGCUGCGGGCAUCGCUUCACCUGACCCAUCACAUCCAGGCCGCCGCAGCCGCCCAGCAGCAGGCCGCCUUCAACGAGUACGUCGUGGCUGCGCAUCACCAAGCGGCCGCAGCCGCCGCCGCCAUGAACGCCGGCUCGCCGUACGGAAUGCACCCGGCUCUGAUGUACAAGUUACCUUCGCCACCAUCGUACAUCCUGCCGGCCAACGCGUACCACCACCAUCACCAGAUGCCGACGGCUCACGGCAUGCCGCAGCACCAGCCGUCGGAAGACAUGAUGCUGGGUUAAGAGGUGUUCCAGGGUUUGAUCCGGGAUCAUCGUGCUGGCCACCAAAUAUGCGCCCUUCGCACUUGUGUGGAGCGCAGGUUAGGAUAGUAUUUAUUAGACAGUUUUUUUCUUCUUGAUUUGCAAUAUUUUUUCCAUUCGACUGCGAUCGCCAGAGGGCAUCCCUCGGGGAUCGGCUGGAGCCAUUUGACCUCGAACCAAGUUGCUAGAGUUUAAGCCCCCGAUAUUUAUGUGAGAGAUUACGCAUUUUUAGCAAUACAGCUUUCUAGCAGAUACUAACAAAACUGUGUAGAGUUGAUUAAUAUAUGUGUCAGUAGCUGCGGAAGAUUAAAAAUUCGAGAAAGAAAACAAAACAACAAAAUAAUUGUGAUGUCCUUAGUUUGUAGGAACCUAUAACGUAAGGAGAACAAGCAAUACCUGCCCCCAACAUUAGUAGCUUAAGUUGAAUUCAAAGGACUGAUUGUUUUUACAGAGUAAAGUUUAAUAAAUGAAUUAUU